AUGAGCUUUGAGACCACAGCAAUCACUUUCUUCGUCAUUCUUCAAAUUUGCCUCAUUUUCAUCUUAAUUUUAUUGGCCAUUUUUUUGUAUAAAUGUUUCCAGAGCCAGGAUGAUGAAGAGACAGAAAAAGCACCUUGUACAGAUGGUAACGGAGGUGAAAACUGUCCGGCUGCAGCUGUGGUGACGGACAAUCCAAGACACCCAGAAAAGACUGUCCUCAUCCAAGUGGUGGGCGAGGAGGCACCCGUGCGGCCUGGCAUUCUGGUCCAGAGACGGGGUGAGGAAGUGAUGCACGUGCCCUUGGACCACAAGGAGGACGUGGAGGCAGAGGAGGACAAAACUCUAGAGAAGCAAGAUCCUGAGAUUGCUGGGGAAACUGACCAAGAGGGUGACGAUUUGACAAAAACUGAAAUUCCUGCAGGUGCUGAAAACCAAAAAAGACCUUUGAAAGGAGUGACUUUUUCGAGGGAGGUAAUUGUUGUGGAUCUCGGAAAGGAAUACCCUACACCUCAAAGCUAUGCUCGAGAGCAUAAAGAAAGAAAAUGA
Loxodonta africana (African savanna elephant) is the source of this 546-nucleotide messenger RNA. It is a transcript of the gene DEMA1, whose product is annotated as chromosome 26 C2orf74 homolog. The record is from RefSeq and is a predicted model, not a curated record. Bases 1 to 546 code for a protein of 181 amino acids. NCBI's taxonomy places the organism in Eukaryota, Metazoa, Chordata, Mammalia, Proboscidea, Elephantidae. The transcript is spliced from 4 exons.